Messenger RNA from Ostertagia ostertagi, 387 nucleotides. Lineage: Eukaryota; Metazoa; Nematoda; Chromadorea; Rhabditida; Trichostrongylidae. The record is from the annotation of a GenBank genome assembly.
AUGUACUAUCUAUGCCUUUCAGAAAGCUUUGCGGAUGGCACUGAAGAGCGUUUGUAUAGGACUUUGUUGUCAGAAGAACGAUACGAAAAGGAUGUACGACCUACUGCACAUCAUUCACAAGCCUACAAAUGUUACUUUUGGCUUUCUUCUCAAUCAAAUUGUGGAAAUGAUGACUGCUUGAAGCAUGGAAGGGUAACGUUAUUUCCUGAGGCUGGUGUGGCGGAAAAUGAUGAGCGAAACCAAGUGUUGACGACAAGAAGUUGGUUGAACAUCAACUGGAUGGACAAGCGUUUGGUUUGGAAUUAUACGGAAUGGGGAGGCAUUAAAACCAUCUACAUCCCACAUAAACGACUCUGGAAGCCUGACAUCAUUCUCGUGAACAAGUAA